Messenger RNA from Penicillium psychrosexuale, 1353 nucleotides. RefSeq lists its product as uncharacterized. The transcript is spliced from 4 exons. NCBI's taxonomy places the organism in Eukaryota, Fungi, Ascomycota, Eurotiomycetes, Eurotiales, Aspergillaceae. Bases 1 to 1353 code for a protein of 450 amino acids. The record is from RefSeq and is a predicted model, not a curated record.
AUGCGGCCAAUCAUGCGGCACAGUGGCUUUUGCACAAUCUGCCUCCAUCUUCGCGGUCUUUUCAAUGUUUUGCAUAUGCCGGACCUAAAGAUCUUCAAAGUUACAGAAAAAGAGAAUCAUGCGUACGUGCUUCAAAAAGCAGAGUGCGAAGUCUACCUGAGCACAGAGCAUGUAGCCAAGGACAUCAAAGCAGCGCUUGAGCAUGCACCUGAAAUUCAAUACAUGGCUGCCCCAAGUCUCGAUGACUUAUUCCGAGACAAGGAGCCGAUUGCAAUUGAAUACACCAAACCCUGGGAUGACGCGAAGGAUGACCCGUGGCUAGUAUUUCACAGCUCUGGCACAACAGAGGCUCCAGCAAGCUUGCCAGAUGUCGCAGAGAGCCAUAUUCAUCAAUACGCCAACAAACGAUGGUAUACACACUUGCCAACAUUACAUUAUGUGGGGAUGGUAAUGGUACUCUUCAUCCCCCCAUUCAUCAACAUGACAGCCAUCCUUCCACCUCCCGACCAAUCCCCAGAAAACGUGGCGAAGAUCUUGCGCUAUGCCCGUGCGGACGGUGCUCUAUGCACACCGCUACUGUUGAGUCAGAUGUUGUCUUUCACGGAUGGCGUAGAAGCUUUGAAAAGCCUGGAAUAUGUCCACUAUGCCGGCGCUCCUCUAGCGCGCCACCUGGGGAAUCAAAUAAUCUCUGACACCAAGUUAGCCCCUCUUAUUGGCUGUACCGAGUCAGGACACCAUUUCACCGAGACACGGCCGGACGACAAAGAGGACUGGGAUUACUUCAAGUUCCAGCCACAUGCAGGCGUCGAGUUUGAGCAUCGGGCUGAUGACUUUUAUGGAAUGGUGUUUGUCCGUCGACCAGAAUGCGUCAUGCAGCCGAUUUUUAUUGCAUUUCCUGAACUGGAGAGAUUUGAGACCAAGGAUUUGUGGAUUCAGCACCCUACUCGUAAGGGGCUCUGGAAGAUUGUCUGCCGGAUGGAUGACUUCGUUUCCCUCACCGACGCGAAGGGAUACUUUGUCUCUUCGUUUGAGCGGGAGAUUGAGCAACACCCGCGUGUAGAGGCUGCUUUGAUAGGAGGCAACGGGUGCUCCGAUCUAGUCCUUCUCCUUGAGAUUACAAACGACGGGGUCGAUGUCGACACGGAAAGCGGGCGGCGUUCUUUCUUUGAGAGCUUAGAACCGUACCUUUCCAAAAUCAGUGAUUCGAGUCUCCUCAAACUGGAACCGAAACUGACAAUAAUUGCUCGGAAGGACAAGCCAUUUGUCCGGACUAUUAAGGGGACACUAGCUAGGGUACCUAUUCUGCAGCUUUAUGAAGAUGACAUUGCUGCACUUUUUGAUGGGUCUACGUAA